CCGCCUGUUACCAGCGCAACCUUGCCGUCAAGGCGGAACAUGCGAUCGAAAUUCUUGAUGUCAGACAUGGUGUGCUAGUCUCCUACAAACAAUUCCACAAGAAAGAAAUAGUAUUCAGAUUUCCGAAUGGACAGCGGCAUAUUGGCUGAUGCAGCCGGGGUAGAUAGCGAAAGCUGGGGUAGCUCGGUGCGUGGAGAUCGAUAUCCUCGGCCCUAGCUCCACCGUCUGUGCCCCGCCGACUUCCCCGGCUGUUGCAGCGAGCUAACCACCAUUAUCGUCAACCGCUUUAUAAAGUUGCGAGACAAGAUGGUCAAGCUUCAGCCUACUACCGGAGGUCUGGCGUAUUGUCGUGAUCGAGCUUCCGCGUCUUUCCAGGCUCUGUUCAAUCCAAAUCUCGUUGCGCAUCUGUAACCUCAAGCAUGCCUUUCUCCAGCCCUUUCCCGUCCUUGGAUAUUCCAAAAUGCAAUUUGCUGGAGUACUUGUUUCCAAGAGGACAGCCAGUGGCGGAAACACCGAUAUGGAUUGAUGCCCAAGACACGAACCACUACCUCACCCCGCGAUCACUGUUGCAAUGGUCCAAACGGCUCGCACUUGGCUUGGACCGCCUCGGUGUCAAGCCGAGGGAGGUAGUCAUGAUCUUGACGCCAAACCACAUUUUUGUGCCAGUCGCAUAUCUGGGCAUUGUGGGAUCGAAGAGAAUAUUCAGUGGCGCUAAUCCCGCCUACACAGUAUCAGAAUUGAAGCACCAGAUAUCGAACACUCAAGCAUCGAUAAUUCUUGUACAUCCCUCACUUUCGAAGAACGCAGUUGCAGCUGCACGGAAGGCUGGACUGCCCGACGGUCGCGUUUUUUUGUUUUCAGAUGUACCGAACACACGCGCGUCAGGCUGUCGCGACUGGAGAGAGUUCUUGCCCUCAACAGCUGAAGCCGAUGCGUACAAUUUUCCACAGAUGUCGGCGCAAGAGUCCACCACCAUCACCGCAACAGUCAACUACUCUUCAGGAACCACUGGCCUGCCAAAGGGUGUUGAAGUCAGCCACCACAACCUCGUCGCAAACCUAGAGCAAACCAUAUAUAUGAGAUACCUGAAGAAGCCCUGGGAUCAUACCAAUAGACCGCGAGAAGUCUGGCUGGGCUUCUUGCCUUUAUAUCAUGCUUAUGGACAACUCUACACAAUUGCGAUGGCACAGAAACUCCAGAUUCCUUGCUACAUCAUGAAACAAUUCCAGUACGAGGAGUUUCUGCGGACGAUACAAGACCAGAAGGUUACUCAUCUCCAAAUCGCACCACCGAUCAUGGUUAUGCUCAGCAAGAGACCAGAGACAGCCAAGUACGACCUAAGCAGUGUGACAGACAUUCUCUGUGGUGCAGCGCCACUGAGUAAGGAAUUGCAAACCGAGAUUAGCAGAAAGCUAGACUGCGAAAUCGUGCAGGGCUGGGGAAUGACGGAAGUGACUUGCGGUGCCAUUCAUGUGCCCGGUGGCACCAUUGAUGAUUCUGGAAGCGUUGGCCAGCUUGACCCGAACUGCGAGUGCAUGCUCCUCGACGAUGAUGGCAAAGAAGUGGCUGAUGGCCAGCCCGGCGAACUAUACGUGCGCGGUCCCAACAUCUGCCUGGGUUAUUGGCGCAACCCACACGCUACUAAGGAGACACUAUCACCGGACGGCUGGCUACGAUCUGGUGAUGUAGCCGUCUGUAGAAAAGGAUGGUUCUGGAUUGUUGAUCGUAAAAAGGAGCUCAUCAAAGUCAACGCUCUGCAAGUUGCGCCCGCAGAACUUGAAGCCGUGCUACUGGAAUUCGACCCCGUCGCAGAUGCAGCGGCAGUGGGCAUCACGCUAGACGGACAGGAGUGGCCGCGUGCUUACAUCACUCUGAAGGACGAGCACAAGGGAAAGGUCACAGAGAAUGACAUACAUGCGUUCAUGAAGGAGAAGGUCGCGAAGCACAAGCAAUUGGUUGGUGGCAUACAGUUUGUCGAUGAGGUGCCAAAGCUACAGUCCGGCAAGAUUAAGAGGGCACUCGUAAAGGAGUGGGCGAAGAAGGAUGCGCAGAGAAUGGGUGGGUUGAAGACGAAGGCGAAGCUGUGAGAUGGUGUGUGC
Molecule: messenger RNA, 2099 nt
Organism: Paraphaeosphaeria sporulosa
Lineage: Eukaryota; Fungi; Ascomycota; Dothideomycetes; Pleosporales; Didymosphaeriaceae
Product: acetyl-CoA synthetase-like protein
Exons: 4
Coding region: 420-2087 (555 amino acids)
Biological process (GO): secondary metabolic process
Molecular function (GO): CoA-ligase activity
Source: RefSeq, a predicted model, not a curated record